Carlito syrichta (Philippine tarsier) is the source of this 2116-nucleotide messenger RNA. RefSeq names its product galactosamine (N-acetyl)-6-sulfatase (gene GALNS). The record is from RefSeq and is a predicted model, not a curated record. The transcript has 13 exons. Gene Ontology annotation, molecular function: N-acetylgalactosamine-6-sulfatase activity; arylsulfatase activity. NCBI's taxonomy places the organism in Eukaryota, Metazoa, Chordata, Mammalia, Primates, Tarsiidae. Bases 3 to 1454 code for a protein of 483 amino acids.
AGAUGGGGUGGGGCGACCUAGGGGUGUACGGAGAACCUUCCAGAGAGACCCCGAACCUGGACCGCGUGGCCGCAGAAGGGAUGCUCUUCCCCAGCUUCUACUCUGCCAACCCCCUGUGUUCGCCAUCUAGGGCAGCCCUGCUCACAGGACGGCUGCCCAUCCGCAAUGGCUUCUAUACCACCAAUGCCCAUGCCAAGAAUGCGUACACACCGCAGGAGAUCGUGGGCGGCAUCCCCGACUCAGAGCACCUGCUGCCAGAGCUGCUGAGGGAGGCAGGCUACGCCAGCAAGAUCGUGGGCAAGUGGCAUCUGGGCCACCGGCCCCAGUUCCACCCCCUGAGGCAUGGGUUUGAUGAAUGGUUCGGAUCCCCUAACUGUCACUUUGGACCAUAUGACAACAAGGCGAGGCCCAAUAUCCCUGUGUACAGGGACUGGGAGAUGGUCGGCAGAUACUACGAGGAGUUUCCGAUUAAUCGAGAGACAGGGGAAGCCAACCUCACCCAGAUCUACUUGCAGGAAGCCCUGGACUUCAUCAAGAAGCAGCAGGCAAAGGCCCGCCCCUUCUUCCUCUACUGGGCCAUUGAUGCUACGCACGCACCUGUCUACGCCUCGAAGCCUUUCCUGGGGACCAGCCAGCGAGGGCAGUACGGGGAUGCCAUGCGGGAGAUCGAUGACAGUGUUGGGCGCCUGCUGGGGCUGCUGCGGGGCCUGGGCAUCGCCGAGCGCACGUUUGUCUUCUUCACCUCCGACAACGGUGCUGCACUUGUCUCUGCACCCCAGCACGCUGGCAGCAACGGCCCCUUUCUGUGCGGGAAGCAGACCACGUUUGAAGGUGGUGUGCGGGAGCCUGCACUGGCAUGGUGGCCCGGGCACAUCCCCGCAGGCCAGGUGAGCCACCAGCUGGGCAGCCUCAUGGAUCUGUUCACCACCAGCCUGGCACUCGCAGGCCUGAAGCCACCCAGCAACUGGACCAUCGACGGCCUGGACCUGCUCCCUGCCCUCCUGCAGGGAAAGCUGAUGGACAGGCCUGUGUUCUAUUACCGUGGUGACACACUGAUGGCCGUCACCCUGGGCCAGCAUAAGGCUCACUUCUGGACGUGGACCAACUCCUGGGAGGAGUUCAGGAAGGGCGUGGACUUCUGCCCCGGGCAGAAUGUUUCAGGGGUCACGACACACACCCUGGAGGAGCAUACGAAGCUGCCCCUGAUUUUCCACCUUGGCCGAGACCCAGGAGAGAGGUUCCCGCUCAACUUUGCCAGCACUGAAUACCAGGAAGCCCUCGGCAGGAUUGGUCCAGCCGUCCAGCAGCACCAGGAGACCCUGGUUCCCGGAGAGCCCCAGCUCAAUGUGUGCGACCCAGCUGUCAUGAACUGGGCGCCCCCUGGUUGUGAAAAGUUGGGGAAGUGUCUGAAGCCCGCGUUGUCUGCCCCGGAGAAGUGUUCCUGGCCUCACUAGCACCGGCUGGACCCAGGCCAGGCUUGGAAUGUGCUGCUGACCCUGCACGAGUUGGACAGAAGGAAGGCUCUGGUCUCAGCUUCCUGCCCACAUGGACCCCCGCCCUGCCUGCCCGAGCCCUGGCCCUGGGUCUCUUCUAGCCUUCCUGGGCCACCUGGCCUGCGGUCUUAGGACCGUCCUGUCUUCCCAGCUGGCACUGUGGCCUUCAGACUGGCCUUAUUUCCCGCGGCAUUGAAGGCCACGGGCCAGUUCUGUGCAGCCCCUCCCUAUCCUGUCUCCAUGCCUUCCUGGGUUCCUUCGGGCCAUCCUCUCUCCCCCUGCAGGGCAGGGCUGUGAGGAGGGGCUGGAGGUGGAACCGGGCAGAGGGCUCCUGACCUGGACCUGCAUAGUCCUGGGGGAUGGGCGCCUAUGGUUGCGUCAGGAAUGUGGGAAUGUCAGGCCUCCAGCUUUUCAGCCUCUGAUUGUGGUACGCUGGGCAGCCGCCACCCACCCGUGUGGCAGGGCACAGGUACGGGCCCCUGGCCCUGGAACAGGACCCUAGCAGCCACACAGGGCCUCGCCACCCGUCGAGUGUCCAUCUGUGCAAUGUCGUGCUAAAGCUGGGGUGCGAAGCUUGAGAAAUUAGGAAGAAAAUCUUGGAAUAAAGGAUCGCAAUCACUUUA